AUGGAGGUCUGGACCGGGGAGCUCGGCGGCUGCCCGGCGCUCGGCUGUCGGUGCCCGCCGGAGGAGCACGGCGCGAUGCUCAGGGCCGCCCUGGGUCACGGGGCCGCCACGCUGAGCCUGGGCCCGGGCUCGGCCACGCUGCGGCUGCCGGAGGAGCCGCGGUGCCCAGCCCUGGCCCUCGCCCAGCUGCCCGCCGCCGAGGCGCGUAGCCAGCUGCAGGCGCUGGUCUUCGGCAUGGCCGGCUGCAUCGAGAGCCUGGAGAGGCGCCUGGAAGCAGUGGGGACAUUAUCGACAUCUUCCUGCAGCCCUGGGAAGAAUGCUGCCCAGAGCCAGCAGCUCUUCUUGCCAGACCCCAACCCCAGGAGGAGCAGGGCUUCUGGCUCAGCUUUGACAGCCAAAAGGAAAGUCCCUGGGGAAUCUCUCAUUAAUCCUGGUUUCAAAAGCAAGAAGGUGUCAUCUGGAGUGAAUUUUGAGGACUCCUGAUGGGUGCUGUCCUGUGCCCUGAUGACAGCCCUAUGGACCUCUAUGUCAGAAUGAGGAGCUGUCCCUGUUGUUCCGGACCUGCUGAGCUCCUCGACCAGGGAGACAACAGAGCCCAGCAGUACCUGGCAGCCAGCCCUCAGCUGGGGUGGUGGCAGGGCCUUUGGGAGUAAUAGAUGGAGCAGAGGGGACACCAGCAUGGUGGGUUUUUCCUCUGCAGCUCUUCAUCGCUUGCAGGGACCAGCUCCUGACCUCACUUACCAUGAACUGGUAGAAUUUGGAUAGAGGCUUUGAUACCAUGGAAUGGAAAGAUCACUUGUGCUUUGCUUCUUGCCAGUAAAGGUGUUUUUAGCCAA
Molecule: messenger RNA, 836 nt
Organism: Hirundo rustica (Barn swallow)
Lineage: Eukaryota; Metazoa; Chordata; Aves; Passeriformes; Hirundinidae
Gene: PAXX
Product: PAXX non-homologous end joining factor
Exons: 6
Coding region: 1-483 (160 amino acids)
Biological process (GO): double-strand break repair via nonhomologous end joining
Cellular component (GO): nonhomologous end joining complex; nucleus; site of double-strand break
Molecular function (GO): molecular adaptor activity
Source: RefSeq, a predicted model, not a curated record